Messenger RNA from Grammomys surdaster, 1212 nucleotides. RefSeq names its product Dexi homolog (gene Dexi). Lineage: Eukaryota; Metazoa; Chordata; Mammalia; Rodentia; Muridae. The transcript has 3 exons. Bases 33 to 320 code for a protein of 95 amino acids. The record is from RefSeq and is a predicted model, not a curated record.
GCCUGGCCGCCGCCCCCAUCGCCCGCCCCUGCAUGCCCGGCGCCCGGGUCGCAGCCCAUCUGGACGCUCUGGGCCCCCUGGUCUCGUACGUGCAGCCACCGCUGCUGCCCUCUAUGUUCUACGUGGGCCUGUUCUUCGUCAAUGUGCUGAUCCUCUACUACGCCUUCCUCAUGGAAUACAUCGUUCUCAAUGUGGGCCUCGUCUUCCUGCCCGAGGACUUGGACCAGGCGCUGGUGGACCUCGGUGUUCUCUCAGACCCUGGCUCUGGCCUUUACGAUGCCGACUCAGAGCUCGACGUCUUCGAUGGAUAUUUGGAAUAAGGUCUUGAUUACCGUUUCCCACUUGCCUUCCACCAUCCGCAACUCUUGGCCUGGACCAGCCGCCCGUAUCAUGCCGCUGCCACUGGUUGGGGGCACCAUCUGGACAGGGAUGGGACCCCAGGAAGAGGCCCGCAUAGCCAGUCUUUGGAAUGCCAUUUAACUCCACAUGUUGGUGGCCUCUUUUACAAAACAGGGGUAAUGAAAACCUGCCUUGUUGAGAGGACAGAAAGUUGGACCUCCCUGCAUGGUAACUGGUCCAUGAACAUCAACCACUGUUAUAGACAGGCCUGCUCGUGCCAACAACCGGGUUCCUGCCCCAACCCAGGCGUCUGCCAGGAGAAGUGAGGACUCAGUGCCAGGAUGGGGAGUUGCCAGGACCUCCGAAGGCCUCGCCUGCCAGCUGGCUCUUCGCUGUCCUGGAUCUGGCUUGUGACUCGCCACCUUUGUGAUGGAUGUUUACAGGAACCCAACCAGAUGUCACCUCUCUGCACUUCACCCCCAGCUGCACCUGCCUCCCCCACUUAACCCCUGGGAAGGACAUGGAGAGCUGAAGUGGUAAAGGGACUCAUACGUAGGCUGCUCUGUCAGCAUCGUGUGGUGCCAGGCGACCUUAAGCCUGGGAACACUUCAGACCCAAGACUGUGGAUCACAGUUUCAGGGAGUCACUCUGAAGAGGGCUGUGCCAGGGCCCAGGCAGGGUUUAACCUCUCCAGGUUGACAGAACUGAGAUACUGCACUGGAGAAAGCCAUGCUGUCUCUGGCUAGAAAUCUAUUUUUGGAAGUGUGAGUGGUGUGCAAAGUGUGAAUGAUGUAGAUCCUUGAUUUCCAUAAACCUGUAAAAGCAAUACUUAGAGGCUGACUUAUUUCAUUAAAAAAAUGUAAGCAAAUCCAA